CAAGAGAAUUACUGAGGGCCCCAGAAGGGAAUGGAUUUUCAGAGCGCAAUGGACACCUUCGUAGAGGCAUGGAUGGCUGCGAAUACGAAGACGGAUCAAGUACAGAGUCAAGCGUUGGCGUUGACACACAAAGCCUCCCCGCCAUCGAGACCGAGCAGCGUGUCCUCGUUACCGAGGAGCCCUCAGUCUCACCAGUCCCAGCAGUCUCAGCCGCAGAACACACCUCAACCCCCAUCGGUGCAUCCACUGCAAUCGCAGACACCCCUCAGUGCACCUCAGACACCGUUUUCUGCGCACAACCAGCACCCGAAACAAGAAAUUAGCGCCAGUCCCAAACAGGAGGGUUUCGAUCUCAGCAAAUCCGCCUCUAGCACAGCGAAAAAUCUGCCGGUGCAUUGUGUGGUGGAGACGAUUCACAAUAUCGUGGAAAGUCAUGUGAGCAACAGUCGCGAAAAAUGGCGAAGUCCUCAAGUGGAAACAGACUCUUACGUUAUCAUUCCGGUAGCUAUGCCUUUUCAGGAUUUGGUGGGCGAGGCUCUCGUUCGUUUAGGGUAUUCUAGCGAUUUGAUACCGAGCGCCAGAGGCAGCAUCGUUAUACGGAACUGGAAACCCUUAUCGAUGGAAAAAGUCGCCGAUGGACCGUUAUUGACGGUAGGAGACAUCCUAGCUGAAUUGACAUCGGUGGCGACCCUGAAGAUUCAGGUGUACAGAUCGAGACCGCCACCUCCCAGCCCGGCUGCUGAAGUUCGAAAUAAAUUGCUGAGGUUGCUACUGUUGCACAGCCAUACGCUUCUCGUCUCCGCUGGAUGCCCCUUGGACGAGGUACGAUUGCCCGAUCAAUGCAGGGGAAAGCAAGAUUUCCAAAAAAAAAAAAGAAAAAUAUGUAUUGCUUCCCUUGCAGAUGACUCUCGUCUCGGUAUAAAUCCAAUAGCGCCGUCAUCUAACCAUCAUCAUCAUCAUCAUCAUCAUCACACGCAGAGUCCACAACCCGACAGCGGUGGCACGAUCGCGCCUGGUGGCGGCGGCGGCGGCGGCGGCUCGAUUGGACCGCCGCAUCCGGCUCUGCUUCAGUAUUCGCACAAGACCAGGAUGAGGACUAGCUUCGACUCGGAACUUGAGCUGCCGCGUCUUCAACGCUGGUUCGCCGAGAAUCAGCAUCCGUCGCGCGAACAGAUACAGCACUACGUCGCGGAACUGAACUCUCUGGAGUCGCGACGAGGCAGGAAACCCCUGGACGCUAACAACGUCGUCUAUUGGUUCAAAAAUGCCCGUGCGGCGCAAAAGAGAGCCAGCAUGAACGGCUGCAGUCCACCUGGGCUCAGUCCGAGAGGCGCCAGCCUUGUCAGUGAGGAUUGCACAGACGAAGAGGAGGACACCAGGCAGCAGUCGACGUCCGGGUCACCCUGUCCACCGAGCAGCCCACCUGUCGGUCCUCUAUCGUUGACCACGAGACCUGAGGAUCAGCAGCAGCCGCCGACGUCGACCCCUUCCUCGGUGAAGCAGGAGGACGCGAGGGUAUCGUCCGGUUCCGAGGACGACGAGACGAGGCACACAGGCCCGAUCCCACCGGGAUUCUCCCUGGUGCCGAGCCCCAUGUUCGGCCACGGUAUAAUGUACAUGUCGCAUUAUCUGCCGCCUCGCGGGCCAGCCGGCUGUCCCACCAGCAUGCUCGCCGACGAGAGGAGGAAGAGGAACCGGACGUUCAUCGAUCCCGUGACGGAAGUGCCGAGGCUCGAGUAUUGGUUCAAGCGCAGCACACAUCCGAGCCAUGCGCUCAUUCUGUCGUACACGGAGGAGUUGAACAAGAUGCCGUAUCGCCAGAAGUUUCCGCGUCUGGAGCCGAAGAACGUGCAAUUCUGGUUCAAGAACCGCAGGGCCAAGAACAAGCGGCUGAAGAUGGCUCUGUUCGAGGGCGAGUCGCCGCAACAGCAUCCAUAUCACGCAGAUUAAUUAAUUUCCUUAAAAUAAUUAGAGGGACAAAAGCGCGCGCGUAAAACAAACAACGGACGCGCCGAAAUAAAGGGAAAUCGUUAAUCGACCUGUUACUCCUUACUAUCGUUGAUACGCUGCGUCCUUAACGCUUACCGGCCGCAGCUCAUUCAUUGUAAUUAUCACGUAACAAUUAAUAUAAUUAUUAUGAACUUUCAUGAAUGUAAAUACGAGAUGAUGUCGAAUAAAAAAUAUAC
This is a messenger RNA of Formica exsecta, 2186 nucleotides long. RefSeq lists its product as uncharacterized. The coding region runs from base 31 to 1950 and encodes 639 amino acids. The transcript has 7 exons. The record is from RefSeq and is a predicted model, not a curated record. Gene Ontology annotation, biological process: chromatin remodeling; regulation of transcription by RNA polymerase II. Lineage: Eukaryota; Metazoa; Arthropoda; Insecta; Hymenoptera; Formicidae. Gene Ontology annotation, molecular function: RNA polymerase II cis-regulatory region sequence-specific DNA binding; DNA-binding transcription factor activity, RNA polymerase II-specific.